AUGCCUUCGACCAACUUUGCCUUCAAGGAAAAGUAUCGGUAUCUGAAUGGCUUCCACUCUUAUCACGAGAGUGAAGCAAUAGAAGGCGCGCUGCCCAUUGGCACGAAUUCUCCUCAAAAGCCACCAUAUGGAUUGUACGCUGAGAAGCUUUCUGGAACUGCCUUCACGGCGCCACGACAUGAGAAUCAGCAGACAUGGCUCUACCGUGUACUUCCCUCAUGCGGACACAGCAACUUUGAAUCCCGCGAAUCGAAGACCUUCAACACAAACCCCGAGAACAAACCUUGGGAGAAGAUACACUUCAUACCAAACCAGCUGCGAUGGGACCCCUUUGAUCUUGACGAGAGCGUGGAUUGGGUACACUCUCUCCACUUGGUAGCUGGAGCCGGAGAUCCUACUAUGAAGACUGGUGUCGGCUAUUUCAUAUAUGCGGCAGGGAAGGACAUGGAAGCCAAUGAGGCUUUCUACUCGGCUGAUGGCGACUUCCUGAUUGUAGCUCAACAUGGUGUCUUGGAUAUCCAAACCGAGCUGGGACGCCUCAUCGUCCGGCCGAACGAAAUCUGCGUCAUCCCGCGGGGCAUUCGCUACCGCGUCACACUUCCAGAGGGACCCGUGCGAGGCUACAUCCUAGAGCUCUAUCAAGGCCACUUUCAACUCCCUGAGCUUGGUCCAAUAGGCUCCAAUGGCCUCGCCAAUGCACGCGACUUUCAGGUUCCCGUCGCCGAUUUCGACGAAGACACCGAGACGGAAUGGCAGGUGCUGGCCAAGUUCGCUGGUCACCUAUACGCAGCAAAGCAAGGUCAUACACCAUUUGACGUAGUCGCAUGGCAUGGGCUUUACUACCCGUACAAAUACGACCUCGGUCGCUUCAACACAAUGGGCAGCGUCUCGUUCGACCACCCCGAUCCAUCGAUAUACACCGUCCUCACAGCACCGAGCGACCGACCAGGCACCGCAGUAGCUGACUUUGUCAUUUUCCCACCAAGAUGGCUGGUCGCCGAGGAUACGUUCCGACCACCAUGGUAUCACCGCAAUACCAUGUCGGAGUUUAUGGGGCUCAUCGGAGGCCAGUAUGAUGCAAAGACCGGUGGCGGCUUUCGACCAGCCGGUGCUUCACUUCACAAUGUCAUGUCUGGCCAUGGCCCCGAUGCUGCAACACACGAGAAGGCGUCGAAUGUGGAUCUGAGACCCAAUAAAGUGGGUGAGGGCAGCAUGGCCUUCAUGUUCGAGAGCUGUCUGAUGAUUGGCGUCACAGAUUGGGGUCUGACCAGGUGUCAGAAGAUCCAGGAAGGCUAUAAUGCAGAAAGUUGGGAGCCAUUAAAGGCACACUUUACGACAUCAGGACGCAAGAAGAUUGAGAAUGGGGCGUCGCCGUUGGCGUCUGGCAAGGAAGGGGACAAGGGGCAGGUACCGCACUAUACGUAA
This is a messenger RNA of Plenodomus lingam JN3, 1425 nucleotides long. RefSeq lists its product as uncharacterized. Gene Ontology annotation, biological process: L-phenylalanine catabolic process. NCBI's taxonomy places the organism in Eukaryota, Fungi, Ascomycota, Dothideomycetes, Pleosporales, Leptosphaeriaceae. The record is from RefSeq and is a predicted model, not a curated record. Gene Ontology annotation, cellular component: cytoplasm. Gene Ontology annotation, molecular function: homogentisate 1,2-dioxygenase activity.